UCGUUCUCUAGUCUGGUGAAUUAGAUAUUAGUCAAGCCGGGGAGAAUAGUUGUAGCGAGUUUGUCAUUUAUUUUUCUAAGCAAUGUUUCGAUAUUGGAAGAAUGUAUACAGAAAAUACACACUGAAUAACGACCGAGGCGCUAGAAUGGACAACACCGGGUAUUGCAACGAGAACUAUGAAAGUCUUCACAACGCGGCUAGCGAUGAUGAGUUGGUCGAUAUUGCUGGAGCCACGCUCGAUUUCUCCAACACCGAGGACGUGCCCCCUCUAGACCCCGAAUACGGUUCAGGCCAUGACGGCUACGGUAAUACCGGCUACUCUAAUGGUAUGACCGGUAACGGGGCCGGUAGUUCCGGUAACGGUAAGCUGAUGGACCUACUAGACGAGCCGGUACCGGGGGUAGGGACCUAUGAAGACUUCAACACCAUCGACUGGGUCAGAGAGAAGAGCAAGGACCGCGACCGCCACAGAGAGAUCACCAGUAAGAGUGAGCAGUCUACCUGGGCCCUGCUCCAUAGUAUCUGCGAUGCCUUCUCUGGCUGGCUGCUCAUGCUGCUCAUAGGACUCAUGUCAGGUGCUCUAGCGGGCUUGAUAGACAUCUCGGCCCACUGGUUAACAGACCUGAAGGAAGGUGUGUGUCUAUCUAGGUUCUGGUUCAACCAUGAACACUGCUGCUGGGGUUCUAACCAAACCACCUUUCAGGAGAGAGACAAAUGUCCACAGUGGCAGAGCUGGGCUGAACUACUGGCUGGUAGCUCAGAGGGGGCGGCAGCGUACAUAGUCAACUACCUGAUGUUCACGUUGUGUGCUCUACUGUUCUCUUUCCUGGCUGUCAUUCUGGUCCGGGCCUUCGCACCUUAUGCCUGUGGAUCAGGAAUACCAGAGAUAAAGACCAUCCUCUCUGGGUUCAUCAUUAGAGGCUACCUGGGGAAAUGGACCCUAAUCAUCAAGACAAUUACCCUGGUCCUGGCUGUCUCUUCUGGUCUCAGUCUUGGCAAGGAAGGUCCCCUGGUCCAUGUGGCCUGUUGCUGUGCCAACAUCCUCUGUCACCUGUUCACCAAGUACCGACAGAACGAAGCGAAACGUCGAGAGGUGUUGUCUGCAGCCGCAGCAGUGGGCGUGUCUGUGGCCUUUGGAGCUCCUAUAGGAGGAGUGCUCUUCAGUCUGGAGGAGGUGAGCUACUACUUCCCUCUGAAGACCCUGUGGAGGUCGUUCUUCGCUGCGCUGGUGGCAGCCUUCACCCUCCGCUCCAUCAACCCGUUUGGUAACAGCCGACUGGUGUUGUUCUACGUGGAGUUCCACACCCCCUGGCACAUGGUGGAGCUGGUCCCCUUUAUCCUCCUGGGUGUCUUCGGUGGCCUCUGGGGGGCGCUCUUCAUCAGGGCUAAUAUCGCCUGGUGCAGAAGACGUAAGACCACUCGUCUGGGCCACUACCCGGUGCUGGAGGUCUUGGUGGUAACUGGAAUCACAGCCCUCCUCUCCUUCCCUAACAGUUACACCAGGAUGAGUGGGUCAGAACUGAUCUCAGAACUGUUUAAUGACUGUUCUCUACUGGACUCCUCACAGCUGUGUGAAUACAACAGCUCUGAGAACAGGUCUGACUCAGGGGUGUUUAGUGCCACCCUCGCUGAUAGGGCGUUCAGUAACACACUCCCUGAUAGGCCAGCUGGACCAGGGGUGUACACAGCACUAUGGCAACUGGCACUGGCCCUCUUCUUCAAGAUGCUGGUCACCGUGGUUACCUUCGGCAUGAAGGUCCCCUCCGGUCUCUUCAUCCCCAGUAUGGCUGUAGGGGCGAUAGCAGGCAGACUACUGGGAGUUGCCAUGGAACAGAUGGCGUUAAACCAUCACGACUGGAUCAUCUUCAAGGGCUGGUGUUCUCCAGGGGCGGACUGUAUCACACCAGGGCUCUACGCUAUGGUGGGGGCGGCUGCAUGUCUGGGUGGUGUGACGCGUAUGACCAUAUCUCUGGUGGUCAUCAUGUUUGAGCUGACGGGCGGUCUGGAGUACAUCGUUCCUCUGAUGGCCGCGAUCAUGACCUCGAAGUGGGUAGCGGACGCAUUGGGGCGGGAGGGGAUCUACGAAGCCCACAUUAGACUCAACGGCUACCCCUUCCUUGAGACCAAAGAGGAGUAUGGACACAAGACCCUGGCUCAGGACGUGAUGCAUCCUAGGCAGUCGGAACCUCUCCUGGUCGUGCUCACUCAGGAGGGGAUGAGUGUAGGGGAGAUAGAGGGGGUGAUAGCAGACACUGACUACAGUGGCUUCCCUGUAGUGGUGUCACAGGAGUCUCAGAGACUAGUGGGCUUCGUACUGAGGAGGGACCUGGUCAUAUCUCUAGACAACGCCCGUAAGCGACAGGAGGGGGUGGUCAGUGCCUCGUUAGUGUUCUUCUUGGAACACGUGACCCAACAGCCCUUCUCUGGCCCCCCUGUCGUCAAACUAAGAGGUAUCCUGGACCUUAGUCCGUUCACUGUGACAGACCACACCCCCAUGGCGAUAGCUGUGGACAUCUUCAGGAAGCUGGGGCUCAGACAGUGUCUGGUUACACACAACGGGAGGUUGUUGGGCAUCAUCACUAAGAAAGACAUUCUGAAGCACAUGGCUCAGAUGGCUAACAGAGACCCGGACUCUAUCCUCUUCAACUGAGCUCCUCUCCUCCCUCCCUCCCUCUCCAUCUCUCCACUCCUCUAUGGGACUGGCAAAUGAAGACCAUCCUCUUCAACUGAGCUCCUCUCCUCCCUGUUUCCAUCCAUCUCUCCCUACCUCCAUCUCUCCCUACCUCCAUCUCUCCCUACCUCCAUCUCUCCCUACCUCCAUCUCUCCUUCCAUCCACUUCUUUAUGGGAGGAGGACACUGUCUUGCUUUCUCAAUAGGACUCACCUAAAGAAGAGGGGUGGUGGAUACAGUACUAUGGACACAUUUUCUACAAUGAGGAUGGAAAAAUAGGAGAGAAAAUCAUGGAGCGGCAGGAAUCCUAGUGGUUUAAGAGUGUUGGGCCAGUAACUGAAAGGUCGCUGGUUUGAAUCCCCGAGCUGACUAGGUGAAAUGUCUAUUGAGA
Molecule: messenger RNA, 3062 nt
Organism: Coregonus clupeaformis (lake whitefish)
Lineage: Eukaryota; Metazoa; Chordata; Actinopteri; Salmoniformes; Salmonidae
Product: H(+)/Cl(-) exchange transporter 5-like
Exons: 18
Coding region: 83-2650 (855 amino acids)
Biological process (GO): transmembrane transport; chloride transport
Cellular component (GO): Golgi apparatus; membrane; early endosome
Molecular function (GO): voltage-gated chloride channel activity
Source: RefSeq, a predicted model, not a curated record